CAAAAGCUCAAGUAUCCACCCUCAAGGAUGCCCUGGACUGUAUUUCAGCAAUGAAGAGAAGCAUCGAGUCUCAAGUAGAAAAAACUGUUCAAGAGAUUGGAGAACGAUUUCAGGACUUGACUGCUAGUCUUAACACUCGUCAAGAGGAACUGGUAAAUGGAGUACAAGAGCUCAAGAAAGCAAAACUAAACACUUUGCAAAAUCAGCAAGAAGAAUUGAAAUUGGCCCUAGACAUUGUGCAAAGUGGUGUUGGGUUCACAGAGAAAACUAUCAAACAUGGUAGUGAUGUUGAAAUUUUGAACUUGCGCAAACAAAUACGCAAAAGAUUACAAGAACUGAAUUCAACUAUUUGGCACCUAGAACCCUGUACUGAUGAUGCUAUCAAGUUUAUAGUUGAAAAAGAACUGAAAGAAGAAGUUUCCACCUUUGGUGUCAUCACAGAUGUCAUGACCAAUGCUGAGGCAUCAACAAUAAUGAUGGGUCAUGGUUCAGAGGGCAUAAUCUACAGUACACUGUGUAGACAGCCUGUUCAGUUCACCAUAAUUGCCAAGGAAUGGAAUGGAACAAAGCGAAUAGAAGGAGGUGAUCCUUUCACAGCUUCUUGCGACACUGGUGCUGGUGUUAAAGCCCUUGAGGUGAAGGACUGUGGAGAUGGUACCUACAUUUUCUCAUACACUCCUGAACAAGAGGGUCGAUAUAAAUUGGUUGUGCAGCUGCUGGGUCGUGAUGUGGGUGGAAGUCCAUUCACUUGGUCCGUAAAAAAAUGGCGUCUUCUAUGCAUUUCAGGAAGCUCUCAAGGUGAAGUGCUAUUGUCUGAAGAAAAUCUGACUGCUCAAUACACGUUGCAGUCAGCCGUAACGUCCUCUGUCUGGAAAGCAUACCCUAAUGCUUCAAGUUUCACAUCUGGUCAAAAGUUUACUGCUUCAAAUUCACCAUUUGGCAGUACCAGUACUAGUGCUGCAAGCUUGCUGUCAAAUGGCAUUUCCCAAAGCACCAAAACCUCACACAGCAGUGAAGGCACUGUUCGGCCCUUUGGUGCAAACAAUUGGCAUUAUGUGGUGAGUUCUAUUUCAUUCAACAAUGGCAAACAUUCAUGCAAAGCUAAACUAAUUGGCAAUAUUAAAGAAGGUUUUAGCUUUGGGGUCAUCAGUACGUGUAGAGGAUCACAUGGCAAGCUGGCCAGUCUGGGUAACUGGUGGGUGUGGAAUUCCAAACAAAUGAAGCACCUCCUGCUCUCAAGCAACAUGCAUGUUAAGAACAGCACUAUUACAGACUUUGAGAGCAAUGAUAUUGUAGAAAUGUACCUGGACUGUGACAAAGGAACACUUAUUAUAUACAAUCAACGUACCAAAGAGUCAGACAUUUGGCAUGGCAUUGCUGGAGAUACUUGUCCAGUGUUUCACAUGACCAGCCAUGGAGACCAGGUUUCUCUAUUACUUUAGAGGGCUCAAAAUUGAUUUGA
Molecule: messenger RNA, 1462 nt
Organism: Stylophora pistillata
Lineage: Eukaryota; Metazoa; Cnidaria; Anthozoa; Scleractinia; Pocilloporidae
Product: E3 ubiquitin-protein ligase TRIM45-like
Molecular function (GO): zinc ion binding; protein binding
Source: RefSeq, a predicted model, not a curated record